Messenger RNA from Brugia pahangi, 1122 nucleotides. The record is from the annotation of a GenBank genome assembly. NCBI's taxonomy places the organism in Eukaryota, Metazoa, Nematoda, Chromadorea, Rhabditida, Onchocercidae.
AUGACAACAAAGAUGGUAAAUCCGGGCAUGGGUUGUGACAUAACAUGGGACACUGGUUUGAUGGAAAGCCCAGAUGGAAAUUCCGAUUUAUUCAUGCUUUGUACAUCCAUCGGGUUUGGAACACUGGGCGUGUGGAAACUGGAAUCUUGUUUACCUGGUUACAGUUUUCAAAUCAGUGAAAAAAGAUGUAUACCUGAACGGCUCACACUGCAAACAAAUGUAUUUCUCAACAAUAACUGCGCAAAUGAUGAAGAAUGUAUUGAAGGAACGGUCUGUGAUCCAAAUAAUAUGCGAUGUUCGUGUCCUGUUGGCAUGACAGCCAAUCUAAAUACUUUAUCUUGUAUUCCAACGUCGUCUUCAUUCCAAUCACUUCAACAAAAAGACUACAAUGUGUAUUCAUCAAGUAAAAGUGAAUCAGUUAUGACUACUGGAAAGGACAUACUAUCAAAUGCUUUUCACGUGCAAAUGCCACCAGGAAGCAGCUGUUCAAAUAAUGAAAUAUGUGGUGGUGGUUCAUUUUGCAGUCUUCCAAUGAAAUUAUGUCUUUGUCCUGAUGAUAUGGAAGAUUUUGAGAGUCAAUGUCGGAUACCUGGGCGACCUGCUGCCUUAACUGUGGGUCCCGGUGAACUAUGUAACAAAAAUCAGGUAUGUUCUCGUGGAUCAGUAUGUCAUCCAAUUAUUCCUGUGUGCAUCUGUCCGGAAAAUACCGUUCUUCAAGAAAACUCCUGCUUUCCAGUUGGAAUAAAUAAUCAAACCAAGAAUAUAUGGACAACAUCGGAAACCAUAAGUACCAAAAUGAUUCAUAAGUUCCCGGCAAUACCUAAAUUCGAUGGAGAAGGACAAGCUGCUGUUGGAUUUCCAUGUCGUGCCAAUAUCGACUGCAUCACAGGAGCAUUCUGCAAAGGCACUACCAAUCCAGCCACUUGCCAGUGUCUCUCAACCCAUGUCAACAUUAAUAAUUUCUGUGAAAAAGUGAUACAUCCUGGACAAAGUGGAUGUCAUCAUGAUAUCCAAUGCUCGGUGACUUACUCUACUUCUAAAUGUUCUGCUGGUCAAUGUAUCUGUCCGAAUGGUUUUAUUGCUAUCGGACAAACUUGUAAACCAGGUUUUGGUUAUGAUUAA